Messenger RNA from Lingula anatina, 7511 nucleotides. RefSeq lists its product as uncharacterized. Gene Ontology annotation, cellular component: nucleus; chromatin. Lineage: Eukaryota; Metazoa; Brachiopoda; Lingulata; Lingulida; Lingulidae. Gene Ontology annotation, biological process: chromatin remodeling. The record is from RefSeq and is a predicted model, not a curated record. Gene Ontology annotation, molecular function: ATP-dependent chromatin remodeler activity; ATP hydrolysis activity; ATP binding.
GUGCCCUGUGUAUUGUGCACGCGCCGGGAAAAUAAAGUUUAACAGAACCAGCCUAAAUGUAAGCAGUUGUUCUAUCAAAAGUUUUGAUACAGUUACUUAUUCAAAAGCUUUCCGUGUGAAGUCAUGGGAAAAAGAAAAGCUGAAGGAAAAAAGGAAGAAAGUACUGUCAAAAAGAAGAACAAGAGUUCUGCUGACCUGUGUAAAGAGUUUGGUGUCAAUGAUGUCAAUGUGGAGUAUACAGAAGCUGACUACCAGAACCUCUCCACUUAUAGCAUCUUUGUCCAGCACAUACGGCCGCUGAUAUACCAGGCCAACACCAAAAUCUCAUCUUCAAAGACAUCCAAUCUGAUAGCAGCAAAGUGGAAAGAAUUUCAAGCUUCAAAUCCCUUCAAGAAGAUACCUAAGAGAAUCCCAUCUGACAAUGACAGUGAUGAGUCCAUGUCCAGUCGUGGUAGCCGUAGCAACAGCAGGGACAGAAAGCGAACAGCGUCGUCUAGAGAAUCCAGAGACAAAAAACCCAAGCCACUCAGGAUCAAGCUUCUUAGUGGGCAGACCAGACGUAGUUCUCGGGACAGGAAAACUCUGAUGAGCAAGAACUUAACUGACAAGGACUUUGAGAAGCUUUUAAAUUCUGGAGACGAAGAAGAGGAUGAAAAUAAGGAUGGCAGUUCUGCCUCAGAUGGAGGAAAAACGAGCUCAGAUGAUGCUGAGGAUGAUGACUGGGCGGACUCCAUGAAGAGGAAGUUGAGAGGUUCUAAGGCUGACAGCACACAGGACGAGGAUGAGGACAGGAAACGAGAGUUGGGAAACGAGUCGGAUGUAGCUCCAAAGAAGAAGAAGAAAAGAAAGCUGGUCCGAGUGAAGAAAAGAAGUGAAAUCAAGUCCUCCAAGAAAAAGGAGACAAAGGCUAGCAAAACAGAUAGAAGUCCACAAGGAGACGCAGCAGACGUCAAGAGGUCAAAGGUCAAAGAUGACGGUGCUGAUGGAGAUUUAGCAGACGUAGAACAAGACACUGAAGAAGAAGAUGGACAAAAGAAAGAGGAUGGCCAGCCAAAGAAAAGAAAAAAGAUUUACCCAGAGGCAAGUCGACGCAGUGAGAGAGAUAAGAGAAUGAAGAAGGAAAGCAUGAAAGAGAUGGACAGCGAUGAAGAAUUUGAGAAAAUGCUGGCCUCCAGUGACUCAGAUUCAAGUGCAGGGGGUGGGAAAAGGGGAAAGAAGAGAAAGAAAAACAGACGAAUGAAGACAACCAAACAGUUCCCCGAUGAGGAGGAUGGAGACAAGGGAGAGGAGAGUGAUCACCAGUGGUAUUGUGAGAUCUGUCAGGAAGGGGGAGACAUCAUUCUCUGUGACAACUGUCCCAGAUCUUAUCACUUGAAGUGUCUGGAGUUGGAUGCCGUACCAAGGGGAAGAUGGAUAUGUCAGCAAUGUACUGAAGAAGACAGUGACCACCAAGAGUUCUGUCGUGUGUGUAAAGAUGGCGGAGACGUGAUCUGCUGCGAGACCUGUCCCUCCGUCUACCAUCUGGAGUGCCUCAACCCACCGCUGAAGGAAGUGCCGGAGGGGGAGUGGAAAUGCCCUCGCUGUAGCUGUGAGCCGCUGAAGGGGAAAGUGAAGAAGAUCUUGACAUGGCGGUGGAAGGAACCCCCCAAGGGCGGGGACGAGUUGGACCAUGUGCCAGGCAGUCCACUCAAAGGAAAGUUUCAGGGCAAGCCAGAAAGGGAAUACUUUGUCCAAUGGCAUGACCUGUCCUACUGGCACUGUGAUUGGGUGUCAGAAAUCCAGCUUGAGGUGUACCACCCGGGACUUCUCCGCUCCUUGUUUGCCAGGAGUGACAUGGACGAGCCUCCGCCAUUAGAGGAUGGGAGCAGUUUUGGUGGAUUUGAUCGGCGAGGUAAAGGAAAGGUGGAUGAGGGGUUCCAUAAUCUGGAAGAACAAUAUUACCGCUAUGGCAUCAGACCUGAAUGGUUGCAGAUACACAGGAUCAUAAACCAUAACACAAAGAAGAAUGGACAGGUCCAGUACUUGGUAAAGUGGAAGGAACUGUGUUAUGAUGCCUGUACUUGGGAGGAUGAAGACACAGCCAAGGAGGUGGUGGACUUUGAGAAGUUUGUGGAGGAGUACAAUGUCAGGAGGAAGAAUGGACAGGUCCAGUACUUGGUAAAGUGGAAGGAACUGUGUUAUGAUGCCUGUACUUGGGAGGAUGAAGACACAGCCAAGGAGGUGGUGGACUUUGAGAAGUUUGUGGAGGAGUACAAUGUCAGGAGGAAGAGAUUCAAAGAAAGAGAGAAGAAGAAGGACAAGAAAAAGGAAGAAAAGAAACCUAAAAGAUCAAAGUUUUCCCAGAAGCUGACUGAGGACCCAGAGUACCUCCAGACCACAGGGGGAAAGCUUCAUCCUUACCAGCUGGAGGGUCUGAACUGGCUGAGGUUCUCCUGGGUCCAGAGAACCAAUACUAUACUGGCAGAUGAGAUGGGGUUAGGGAAGACCAUACAGAGUAUAGCCUUCCUGUAUUCUUUGUGGAAGGAGGGUCACAGCUCAGGUCCCUUCCUGAUCAGCGCUCCUCUGUCCACCAUCGUGAACUGGGAGAGAGAGUUUGAGUUCUGGGCGCCAGAGAUGUACGUGGUCACCUAUGUGGGAGAGAAGAAAAGCAGACAGAGAAUAAGGGAUUAUGAGUUUUCGUACCAAGAGGAUGCCAUAAAGAGGUCUGUCCGUCCAAGCAAAAUGCGCGAAGGAGCACAGGUCAAGUUUGACGUCCUGCUGACCAAUUACGAGUUGAUCAGUUUGGACAAGACAACCUUGGGGUCAGUGGACUGGGAUGUCCUGGUGGUGGACGAGGCUCACAGGCUGAAGAACAACACAUCUCUGUUUUUCCGUGUUCUCAGUGAGUACAACAUUGCCUACAAGCUGCUACUGACAGGCACACCAUUGCAGAACAGCCUAGAGGAACUCUUCAACUUGCUCAACUUCAUGAGUCCUGGGAAAUUCGACGAUAUGGAGCAAUUUUUAGAAGAAUUCUCGGACAUCUCCAAGGAUGAACAGGUGCUGAAGCUUCACGAGAUGUUGGGACCCCACCUCCUGCGUCGACUGAAAGCAGACGUUCUCAAAAAUAUACCAUCCAAGAGUGAAUUCAUCGUGAGAGUAGAGCUCUCCCCUCUUCAGAAGAAAUUCUACAAGUACAUCCUAACACGUAAUUUUGAGGCCCUGAACUCUAAAGGCAUGAACAGAGUGAGCCUGCAGAAUGUCAUGAUGGACCUCAGGAAGUGUUGUAAUCACCCUUACCUCUUCCCUACAGCACAUGUGGAUGCACCCAAGGGUCCCCAUGGUGUAUAUGAAGGUAGCGCUCUGAUCAAGGCAUGUGGAAAACUGGAACUUCUCUCGAAGAUGCUCAAGGUUCUGAAGAGAACUAACCACAGGGUGCUAAUCUUUUCACAGAUGACAAGGGUACUGGACAUCUUGGAGGAUUUCUUGAUUUAUGAAAAACUUGGAUUCGAGAGGAUAGAUGGCAGUAUAUCAGGACAAGCCAGGCAGGAGGCUAUAGACAGAUUCAAUGCCCCCGGAGCUGAGCAGUUUGUGUUCUUGCUGUCCACCAGGGCGGGCGGUCUGGGGAUCAACCUGGCCACUGCGGACACAGUCAUCAUCUAUGACCAGGACUGGAACCCUCACAAUGACAUCCAGGCCUUUAGUAGAGCUCACCGUAUUGGCCAGCAAAACGAGGUCAUGAUCUACAGGUUUGUUACCAGGGCAACAGUGGAAGAACGCAUGACGCAGGUUGCCAAGAGGAAGAUGAUGUUGCAUAACUUGGUUGUACGGCCAGGGAUGAACGUGGAGGGAAGCAUCACGAAGCAAGAGUUGAACGAGAUCAUCAAGUUUGGCACAGAGGAGUUGUUUAAAGAGGACAGUGAUAUUAAGAUCACGUGGAAUGAUGAGGCCAUAGAGAAGCUACUGGACCGUACAAAAAUGAGUCGAGAAGACGAGGACAAAGGUGCGAGUGGCUUGAAUGACUUCUUCAGCUCCUUCAAGGUGGCCAAAUAUGUGUCAGCUGAGGGGGGAGAGCCAGAGGAUGAAGAGGAAGAGGAAGAAAAAGAAAAGGAUAAAAACGACCCAACUUACUGGGAGAAGCUACUCCGCCCAUCUUACGACCAUAUCAAGACUGAAGAGAUGCUGGAAGAGGCUCGUAAAAUUGCCUCCCUGGGGCGUGGCAAGCGACAACGAAAGCAGGUGAAUUAUCGUGAUGAUGGGUACGGCCAAGAGAACGGGGCUGGUGCUAAAGACAGGGAGGACGAUGAAACCAUGGACACGGAGAAAAAAGAUGAAGUUGAGCCAGAUGAUGACUCCUCAGUCAAAUAUUUAUCUGACUAUCUUCCCACGUCCUCUGAGGAUGAGGACGAAGAUGAGGAAGAGGUUGACAGCGAUGUCGAGUUUAAUCGCAAGAUGCUCCGCUUAGAAACAACUGCGCAGGAGGAUAAGAAGAAAGCGGCUACUAAAACUUUUCCGCCAUUGCUGUCCAAGGUCAACGGCCAGGUUCAGGUGCUCGGGUUCACAGCAAGGAAGAGGAAGGCUUUCCUCGAACAAGUCAUGCGGUUUGGGAUGCCCAUUGAGGAUGCCUAUAACUCUCAGUGGAUGAACAAGGAACUACAGGAUAUCCCAGAACAUCAUUUUAAGGCGUACGUUGCACUGUUCAUGCGUCAUCUGUGUGAGAAUGUACCUGAGAAGGCAGACACGUACCAUGAUGGCGUGCCAUGUGAGGGGUUGUCACGGCAACACGUCUUGACACGCAUUGGGAUUAUGUCCCUUAUUCGCAGGAAGAUCAAUGAAUACGAGAGCUCUGAAGUAAGUUCUGUUGAUAGCAUGGAGAUGUUGAAAAACCUCAAGGAGAUGGUCUGGCCACCGAGUCCCAAGAAAGAAACACCAAAGAAGAAAGAUGAUGAUAGCUCAGAUAAAACACAGUCUUCUCCAGGGAGCAAGGAAGUGGAAGAGAAAGAAAGACCUGGGGAUGAGUUACCUGGAGAAACAGAAGCAAAGAGUAAUGGUGGAAGCCCCGUUAAGGAUGAUGAAGAGAAAAAAGCUGGGCCUGGAGAUACAAUGACAAAAGAAGGAAAUGACGUUGAUGACAUUGGGGAUAAAAUGGAAAAGGUUAAGAAUGAGGUCAAAAGCGAAGGCGAUAAAUCUGAAGAAGGGCAACAUGUUGAUGGGAACGAACAAGCUGCAACUAAGACAGAAAAAUCAGUUGAAGCUGAUGAAAGUGUAGAGGUUGACAGAGGUGAAAUAGUCGAAGAGAAAUUAACAGUGAAAGAUGAAAACAGUGCUGAUGCAUCUGAUAUAGCACCCAUGAAGGAGGACAAAAACACUGAAGCACCCCAAGUUGAUGCUACAGAGGAUGACAAAAGCACUGACAUUCCAAAAGUUGAUUCUACAGAGAAUGACAAAAAUAUUAAAACCCCUCAGGUUAAUUCUACAGAGGAAGGCAAAAGUACUGACACUUCAAAAGUUGAUUCUACAGAGGAUGGCAAAAGCAUUAACACUUCAAAAACUGAUCCUACAGAGGAUGGCAAAAACACAGACACUACAAAAGUUGAUUCUACAGAGGAUGGCAAAAACACUGACACUUCAAAAGUUGAUUCUACAGAGGAUGACAAAAACGCUGACACUACAAAAGUUGAUUGGUCAGGAACUGACAAAGACAACAAGACACCUGGUGAAGCUGUGGAAACAAUGGGCACUGGCAAACCCAAGGAUGAAGAAAACACGGAGAAUUCUCCCGAAAAAGACAACUCAAGUUGUGAUGCAAGUAGCUCAAACAAAAAAGAAGUGUCCGACACUAAGGAAAAAAAUCAAAGUGCCCUGUCUGAAAUUCUUGCUGCCCCUUACAAAUCAACAGCGCCAUCUACAGAUAGGAAUAAAGAAGAACCAGAUAUCGUAGAUCUCUCAUCAGACAACCAAGAAAAAGUGGAAGAGUAUGUAAAUCUGCUUCAAAAGGCAUUCCACAUAGAAGAUGGCGGAUUGACCGAUCUAAAAGCCAUCUGGGUGCAGGAAGAGAAGAGUCUUACACAGGAGAAUUUAAAAUCAUAUUGGCACAGACUGCAAGAUUACUGGCUGUUGGCUGGGGUUAUAACUCAUGGCUAUGCCAGGUGGUCAGAUAUUGCCACAGAUCCCAGGUUUGCUGUGAUAAUGGAGCCGCUGAACAACCUGAAGAGGUACCUGAGUAUUUCCGCCAAUGACUUCCUAGCUCGCAGGUGUCAGAUGUUGGAAUGGGCCCUGGCCAUAGAGCAGAGGCUGGCCUGCUUGGUCACUCAACUGACCAGAGAGGAAAGAGAUGAAAAGAUUCGAGAUGUGGCAAUAAAACUGAGUCAAGCCAAGUAUGGCCACCUGGAGGCCAGUGAGGAAACCUCCAAGCUGGAAUUAGCAUUAAAGCAACUGGAAGGAAUGUGUAGUGGCAUUCGUGUGAAUUCCAGUCCUAUUCCGCCCUCCUUUGCGGCUGGGUACUUCCAUGCCAACAAAGGCCUCCUUGUUCCAUUUUUGGACCGCCCUUAUAAUCCCAAGACCAUGACAACAGAAGAGAAAAAAGUUGCAGCAAAGAAGAUGGGCACUGGAAAUGUUUCCAAAAAGGAUCAGUCCCCCACUUCAGCAGAAUCAGUGCCAAAUGAUGCCAAGGUUUCAGAAGAAGUGACAACAGACAAGGAUAACAUGAAGAAGCAUGAGGAUGAAAAUCAAACUACAGGAAAGGAGUCAGAGGAAAAAACGCCAGAAGAAAGCAAGAAUGCAGAAGCUACAGCUGACAAGGAGCUCAAUGAUAAAACCAAAGAGGAGGAGCCAUUGAUAAAAGACACAGACUCCAUCGAGGCAAAAGAUUUAGAUACAGAAAUUAAGGAAGAGAAAGAGGAGGGGAGAAAGAAUGAAAAUGAGAAUGAAGGAAAGGAUGAAGAGAUGACACAUGAGACAGAAGAGAGGACAGGUGUGCAUAACGAGGAGCCACCAGAUACAAAACAGGAUACAACUGAAGGUAGUCCAAAGGCAGAGGAGCCAAAAACUGAAGAAGAAACAGCGGCCAGUCAGAGUAGUACAGAAAUGUCUGAGGAAAAAAUGCUAUCAUGAUUUUUGUUGUCAUAUCAGGUUGCUCUCAUUAGCAAAAUACAAGUAGAAAGAAAAAAAAAUUUGUUCAAGGAUUGUAGCAGUAGGAACUGUUCAUUUGAUAACUUUAUAGUAUAUACACAGUUAUCACGUAUAGAAUAGGACAGCAGGAACAGGUUCAUUUGAUUACUUAAUUGGAUAUUAUGUAGUCAUUAUUAUUAUUAUUAUAUAUAGAGUAGGACAGUAGAAUCCCCAGUGAUGGAGACAGUAUCCACAAGACCAUCAAAUGGUACAAAAAAAAAAAAAAAAAGAAGCCAAUUCAAGUAUGGUGCAGUAUGGUUAUCUUACUACUAUCAUGAGUAGACAUCAUUUAUCAUCACUUUUUUAUUGUUGUUAAUUAAAUUGAAAUUUAUAAGUAUAUUAAAUUAAUAUAUAAUCGUCAA